Molecule: messenger RNA, 1280 nt
Organism: Brachypodium distachyon (stiff brome)
Lineage: Eukaryota; Viridiplantae; Streptophyta; Magnoliopsida; Poales; Poaceae
Exons: 2
Coding region: 236-910 (224 amino acids)
Source: RefSeq, a predicted model, not a curated record
UAUUCCAUCUAUUUUUCCUUUCGCCCAAAACACAACGCAACACACUUCCAUCCAUCGCCCAACGAAACCCACACCCUCGUCUCUCGUGUCUCGUCCCUCUCCUCACCACGUCCGGGCCGCCCUGCCCUGCCCUUCUCGCCGCCGCCGCCGCCGGGGUCUGAGGCCGCGGCGGAGGAGCGGGAGUUGAGGCGGGCCGCGCGUGCGUCGCGUCGAGACGUCGUCGUCCGCCGCCGCCAUGGUGAUCUCGGCCGAGCCGCAGCGGCAGCCCUCGGAUCCCGUCGUCGCGGGAGGCGGCGGGGCGGGCGCGGCCGCAGCGGAGGAAGGGGGUGCGGCGAGAGCUCGUCUGGCGCCGCUGUCGUCGUCGCUCAAGACGUGGGGGAGCCACCGCGUGCUGCGGUGCGCGCCCGUCAACCGCGCCGGCGACGCCCUCUCCCCCGCCGCUUCCCGGCGCUCCUCCCCCGAGGAGCUCGGCGAGGUCAGGGAGAAGCUUCUGCUCAGCCUCCGCGACGUGGCGGCGCAGGGCCAUGGCGGCGGCAGCGGCAGCAGCACGGCCGCCGCCGCCGCGGACGCGGAGGCCUUGUCCGUCGAGGCGGAGGCGCCGCCGCCGCCGUGGAAGCUGCGCACCCGAAGACGGCGCCCGGCCAUGGCGCCCGCCGCCGCGGCCGCGAGCGCGUCGCCGUCGUCCGGGCGGAGGGCGGUCCGCGCCGACGCGCUCGACCGGCCGCGGUUCUCCGCGACGCUCACCGCCGACGAGAUCGAGGAGGACGUCUACGCCCUGACCGGCGCACGCCCGCGCCGCCGCCCUCGCCGCCGGCCCCGCGCCGUGCAGAAGCAGCUCGAUUCGCUACUCCCCGGCGCGUGGUUAUCGGAGAUCACCGUGGAUUCCUACCGGGUGCCGGACGAGCGGUGAGCAGACUCCGCCCAACAAUCGCCGCCCAGCCCAGGCGCCGCCGUCGACUAGUAAGCAAGCAAAGCAAAAUUCAGCGAUCCCAAUUGGAUUGCUCAUUGCUACAUCUCUAUUCUCUGUUAUUAUCAGCUCGUAUAAUGAGAUCAAAUAGAUUUGGUAUUAUUGGCACUAGUGAACUUGUCGUAGUAGUAAGCAAUGCUUAGUCUAGUGAGCUGAGUACUCUGUAGUCUGUAGUCAGAGGUUCGGUUCUGUGUCAGUGAAGGACGUAGCGAAGUACUUCUCGUAAGUGAGUGUGCAUUGUCCUUUGAUGGUCCAGUACAUUUGUUAUUUAACAUCUGAAUUGCAGUUCCAAUGCUUAUGCUUAAUUACCUUA